AUGUCAAUGACAUUCGCAGCAGCAGCCGUCGCACGGCCGGCUCGGGCGGCGCGAGGUUCGACAUCACUGCUGCGCACUUCUCUGCGAGUAACCUCCACGCCGUCCUAUUCAUGCGGCCCCUCAUCGUCAUCCUCAUCGUCAUCCUCAUCAUCCCCACGGCAACGACGUAGCAUCCACUCGACACCUCGCACGCAUCGCUUCUCCUUCCUCAUCUCCCACUCCUUUCAAGGCAAGCCACCAGAUCCCGAGCCCUCACAAUCCGGCCGAGACGACGAUGAUGACGAUGCCAAUCGUCCCGGCUCGUCCUCUUCUUCCUCAGCAUCAGCAUCCCCUUCCUCUACUACCGCGCCGCCGAAGCAAAUUGGAUGGCCUCCGUCCACUCCAAUAGGGCAAUGGCUGACCACCCUGCUCGGGCCCGACGGUUCAGCAGGUGAAGACUCUCUAAUGGUAGUGCGCAACGACGCCUACCCCGGGGACGUGGCGCUUGGCGUGGCGGACGGGGUGGGGUCGUGGUCACAGAAUGGCGUGGACCCAGCUUUGUUCUCACAAGCGCUCAUGUACCAUGCCUCGCAAGCUUUCGCGGCCGCUGAAGGGGGAGCAGCGGACGAAGGGGCCAGGCCGACGAAGCUGCUGGAGCGAGCGUACAGGGAGGUGAUGAGUGAGAAGGGCGUGCCCGCCGGCAGUUCGACGGCUACUGUACUCACGUUGGAGGGAGAGACAGGUGUGCUGCGUAGUGCUAAUUUGGGCGACUCGGGUUUCAUGGUCCUGAGGGAUGAGGCCAAGGCUAGGCCGCCAUAUGCCGGCGUGGUGGAAGAAGGCGACGACCUGGGGAGAGGGAGGGGCGUGCCUGGUAAGCGGCCUUUGCCGGGGACGCUUUACAGGUCUUCGCCGCAGCAGUGGGCCUUCAACGCCCCCAAUCAGCUCUCGAAGUACCCCGACUCCAUGCUAGCAGAAAUGCGUCGCAACAACGGCGGCCGCGAACCGGACUUUGGCGACGACUCCAAUCCGCGCACUGCAAACGAGUGGAGCGUUCGAUUGCAAAAGGGGGACAUCAUCGUCGUCGCCUCGGACGGGGUAUGGGACAACGUCUGGGGCAAGGAAUGGGUCGGCUUGGUCAAGUACCUGACGCAAAGGCACAGGGAGCAUUUCAAGAAGAAGGAGGCAGAGGAGGCUGCACAGGCUGGCAAGGGCGAAGGGGAGACGACGGAGAAGUGGGAGGAGGAGAAGACGCUCGUGGAGGUGAUUGCGUACAAUGCCUUGCAGUACACGCUCCUCUGCCAAUUCUCCGAGAAGAAGCGAUCGCCAUUUGAGGCAGAGGCGGAACGCUAUCGCAUACGCUUCCCGGGUGGGAAGAUUGACGAUAUCAGCAUCGUAGUGGCAAUGGUGGUCGAGGAGUAG
Messenger RNA from Jaminaea rosea, 1398 nucleotides. RefSeq lists its product as hypothetical. Bases 1 to 1398 code for a protein of 465 amino acids. The record is from RefSeq and is a predicted model, not a curated record. The transcript has 3 exons. Lineage: Eukaryota; Fungi; Basidiomycota; Exobasidiomycetes; Microstromatales.